AAGCAAACCAUUCAUUCACCAUCUCUCUCUCUCUCUCUCUUGAUUUCUUUCUUUCCAGAUAUGGAAGUAAAAGGGCUAGAGCCCAUUUUCCAUACCCACUUGGAUUCCGCUAGUGCAUGCAGAUGGUGGUCGAAGGAGACGGUGGCGGUGGUCACCGGCGGGAACAAGGGGAUCGGGUUCGCGGUGGCGAAACAGCUGGCGGAGCAAGGGCUGACCGUCAUCCUAACGGCGAGAGACGUCGGGAGAGGGGAGCAAGCCGUGGGGACGCUGAGAUCUCGCUUCGGUCUCCGUCACGUCAACUUCCGUCAUCUCGACGUUUCGGAUCCCUGUUCCAUCACAUCCUUCGCUUCUCAGUUCCGUCGCGACUUCGGUCUGUUAGAUAUUCUCGUGAACAAUGCAGCAGUUUCGUUCAACGAGAUCAAUGAGAACUCAGUGGCGCAGGCAGAGAAGGUAAUGCGAACAAAUUUCUACGGUCCCAAAUUGCUCAUCGAGGCCCUCCUCCCUUUCUUCCGCCGCUCUCCUUCUCGCGGCCGCAUCCUCAAUCUCAGCUCCAGGCUCGGCUCUCUCACCAGAGUGGGGGACCCCAGGCUGAAGGCGAUGCUGGAGAGCGACGCGCUGAGGGAGGAGCAGAUCGAGGAGGAAGUGGCGAGGAAGUUUCUGAUUGCGGUGAAGGAAGGCACGUGGGAAGGAGAAGGCUGGCCGGCGCAUUGGACCGACUACGCCGUCUCCAAGCUCGCGCUCAACGCCUACUCCGGGGUUCUGGCGCGGCGGCUCCGCGCGGCGGAAGGGAAGUUGACGAUCAGCGUCAACUGUUUCUGCCCCGGGUUCACUCAGACCUCCAUGACACGUGGCAGAGGGACCCACUCCGCCGACGACGCCGCCAGGUGCGGGGUCGCCCUCGCGCUGCUGCCUCCCGAUUUGCUCGCCACCGGCAACUUCUACGUCGCGGUUACCGGCCCCGGCGGCGUUAGUUCCAAGCUGACACUCACCACCACAACCUCUCCCACUUCGUCAUUUACCCCGUCCUUUGCUACUAAUAACCUGCGGACUGCGAAGAUGCCGUCAGUAUACGGAGCAAGAUUGACGACCUUCGAGGACUCCGAGAAGGAGAGUGAGUACGGAUACGUCCGGAAGGUAUCCGGGCCUGUCGUCAUUGCAGAUGGGAUGGCUGGUGCUGCUAUGUAUGAACUGGUUCGUGUUGGUCAUGACAAUCUGAUUGGGGAAAUCAUUCGGUUGGAAGGGAAUUCAGCCACAAUUCAAGUGUACGAGGAAACAGCUGGUUUGAUGGUCAAUGACCCUGUUCUUAGGACUCGCAAGCCUCUAUCUGUGGAGCUAGGACCAGGAAUAUUGGGGAAUAUAUUCGACGGAAUUCAGAGGCCUCUGAAAACUAUUGCAAAGAGAUCCGGGGAUGUGUAUAUUCCUCGUGGUGUUUCUGUCCCCGCUCUUGACAAAGACACGCUUUGGGAAUUCCAGCCUAAAAAAUUAGGUAAUUUCUGGACCUGGAAACUUGCUUACUGCGAGGGAGAUCUUUUGACUGGUGGGGACUUAUAUGCUACUGUUUUCGAGAACAGCCUUAUGCAGCAUCACGUGGCCCUCCCUCCAGAUGCCAUGGGAAAGAUUUCCUACAUUGCACCUCCUGGUCAAUAUUCACUGAAGGAUACUGUGUUGGAGCUUGAGUUUCAGGGUGAAAAGAAGAAGUUCACCAUGCUUCAGACCUGGCCGGUUCGUACACCAAGACCUGUUGCAUCAAAGCUUGCUGCUGAUACCCCUCUCCUCACUGGGCAGCGUGUCCUUGAUGCUCUUUUCCCUUCUGUGCUUGGUGGAACUUGUGCCAUUCCCGGGGCAUUCGGAUGUGGCAAAACUGUCAUUAGUCAAGCACUUUCCAAGUACUCGAAUUCUGAUACUGUUGUGUACGUUGGAUGUGGGGAGAGAGGAAAUGAAAUGGCUGAGGUGCUUAUGGAUUUCCCACAAUUGACUAUGACAUUGCCUGAUGGCCGUGAGGAAUCUGUGAUGAAGCGUACAACACUUGUUGCCAAUACCUCAAACAUGCCUGUCGCUGCUCGUGAGGCUUCAAUUUAUACAGGAAUUACUAUUGCUGAAUACUUCAGAGAUAUGGGGUACAAUGUGAGUAUGAUGGCAGAUUCUACUUCACGAUGGGCAGAAGCACUGCGUGAAAUUUCUGGACGAUUGGCUGAAAUGCCUGCGGAUAGUGGAUAUCCUGCUUAUUUGGCGGCACGUCUUGCUUCAUUUUAUGAACGUGCUGGUAAGGUAAAAUGCCUUGGUGGGCCGGAGCGUACUGGCAGUGUCACAAUUGUUGGUGCUGUUUCACCGCCUGGAGGAGAUUUUUCUGAUCCUGUCACAUCUGCUACGCUCAGUAUCGUCCAGGUUUUCUGGGGUCUGGACAAGAAACUUGCACAGAGGAAACAUUUCCCUUCUGUAAACUGGCUUAUUUCCUAUUCUAAGUACUCUACGGCGCUGGAACCUUUCUACGAGCAGUUUGAUUCCGAUUUUAUCAACAUUAGAACCAAGGCCAGAGAAGUGCUGCAAAGAGAAGAUGACUUGAAUGAAAUUGUGCAGCUUGUUGGUAAGGAUGCUUUGGCUGAAGGAGAUAAGAUUACGUUAGAGACUGCUAAGCUGCUGAGGGAAGAUUAUCUUGCUCAGAAUGCAUUCACCCCGUAUGACAAGUUCUGUCCUUUCUACAAAUCUGUUUGGAUGAUGCGCAACAUCAUUCACUUCUACAACUUGGCCAAUCAGUCUGUGGAGAAAGGAGCUGGUAUGGAUGGUCAGAAGAUCUCAUACACUCUUAUCAAGCAUCGGUUGGGCGAUCUUUUCUACCGCUUAGUGUCUCAGAAGUUUGAGGAUCCGGCCGAGGGAGAACCUGCAUUGGUGGCCAAAUUCCAGAAGUUGCACGAUGAUCUCACUGCUGGUUUCCGUGCUCUGGAAGAUGAGACCCGGUGAUUCAGUUGCAUCUUUGGGAGGUUUUGGCUUCUUAUCUGCCUGGAGCCUCCAAGUGGUAGCGCUAUGCUCUGCAGACUUGGUUUCUAUUUAUUUCAGCGUCUAGAGAAAGCGGUCAGAACUCGGUAGCUUCGUCCGCAGCACUUUGGGAGAGGGCCAGGGGGAGGGAUUAUUUUGUUGUGCCUAUGAAGUUUAUAGCUGUGAGGGUAAGGAUGGAUGAGGUAUGGUAGCCUAGUAUUCUGUAUUGUUAUUAAGGUUGAUUUUUUGAGAGUUCCUUUUGAGCAGCAACAAAGAGACCAGAGAAGUGCCACUGCUCCGCUCCACCUUUCGUGUAUUUACCACAAUAAGGGCUUCUGUGUUUUUGGUGCCUAGUUGUAUCGGGACUGGUUAUUUCACAUAUUAAAGGGAAAACAGAUGAUCCUUGGCGCAUGUAGUAGAACGUCGUGCCUUUAUCCCGACGUUGUCAACUUUGUUUUCUGAUUUCUCGAACCUUAUAUUGGUAUUCAAACGGGACUACUGGAGGCAGUCUUUCUUCUAGGUACGUGAAAACUGUUCAGUGUACACAAGAUCUGCUCUAGUUUGAGACUAAUAAGUCCAAUUUUCUAGCAACCAAGUG
This is a messenger RNA of Linum tenue, 3571 nucleotides long. The record is from the annotation of a GenBank genome assembly. Lineage: Eukaryota; Viridiplantae; Streptophyta; Magnoliopsida; Malpighiales; Linaceae.